This is a messenger RNA of Arabis nemorensis, 228 nucleotides long. Lineage: Eukaryota; Viridiplantae; Streptophyta; Magnoliopsida; Brassicales; Brassicaceae. The record is from the annotation of a GenBank genome assembly.
AUGGUUAGUCUAGCCAAGUCUAAACGAGAUAAAUCUGAGUGGAUUCUCUUUGACCAUUUGAGUGAGAUGUUAACUUAUUGGAGGACACCAAAAGCCAAAGAGAAAAGCGAAAAAGCAUGUGCUUCUCGACUAUUUAACUGUAACGGUUUAGGUGCUCAUCGACACAUAACCAGUUCUAAUUCUUAUGCUAAAGUUCAAGAUGUUUUGGUAGUGUUUCAGUUUCAUUAA